Molecule: messenger RNA, 2076 nt
Organism: Rubroshorea leprosula
Lineage: Eukaryota; Viridiplantae; Streptophyta; Magnoliopsida; Malvales; Dipterocarpaceae
Source: the annotation of a GenBank genome assembly
CUCCUCUCCUCCUCACGACUUCCUCCGUGAUGUCUUGAUUCUCGCCGGAGAUCAAAGCCGGUAAACCUGAUGCUAGGAGCGCACCGUUUCACGCCACAAAAUCUAAGAUGAUGAGAACCGUCAACGACAGCGUUGAGACCGUGAACGCCGCCGCUACUGCUAUCGUCUCUGCUGAGUCUCGAGUCCAGCCAGCCGUAGUUCAGAAGAGACGAUGGGGAAGCUUUUGGCGCCUUUACUGGUGUUUUGGUACUUCUGGAUCUCAUAAAAACAGCAAGAGAAUUGGCCAUGCUGUCCUAGUUCCAGAACUUGUGGGACCAGGAGCUUCAGUCCCAAAUGCUGAAAAUGUGGCCAACCCAACUGGCCUUCUAGUCCCCUUUAUAGCCCCUCCAUCAUCUCCUGCAUAUUUCCUUCAAUCAGAACCACCAUCUGCCACCCAGUCACCUUCUGGAUUACUAUCCCUCACUUCUCUUUCUGUCAAUGCCUACUCUCCUGGUGGACCUACAUCCAUUUUUGCCAUAGGCCCUUAUGCACAUGAAACCCAGUUAGUUACACCGCCUGCGUUCUCUGCUUUGACAACUGAACCAUCCACUGCUCCAUUUACUCCACCUCCUGAAUCCGUUCAGCUUACUACACCUUCAUCCCCUGAAGUUCCAUUUGCAAAACUGCUGCCAUCAUCAUUGGAGCAUGCUCGAAGAAAUGGUGGGACCAUUCAGAAAUUCGGAUUAUCACAUUAUGAUUUCCAGUCUUAUCAGUUCUAUCCAGGGAGCCCUGGUGGCAAUCUCAUAUCACCAGGGUCAGCAAUCUCCAAUUCUGGUACCUCUACUCCUUUCCCUGAUAAAUACCCUAUCCUUGAGUUCCGAAUGGGGGAGGCUCCUAAGAUUUAUGGCUUUGAGCAUUUCACCACUCAUAAAUGGGGCUCAAGGCUUGGUUCCGGUUCAAUGACCCCAGAUGGCAUGGGGCUUGGUUCAAGGCUUGGUUCUGGUACUCUGACUCCAGAUGGUAUAGGCCUGGGUUCAGGGUUGGGUUCAGGAUGUUUGACACCCGAUGCUGUAGAUCCUGCCUUACAAGAUGGUUUUCCUCCUAACAAUCAGAUUUCAAGCAUGGCAGCUAUUGCCUACUCGGAGAAUGUAUCAAAAGGUGAUGAUAUUUUAGUCAAUCACAGAGUCUCUUUUGAGUUGAGUGGUGAAGAUGUUGCACGUUGUUUCGAAAGCAAGUCAGUCACACCAACUAGAACCGUGUCAGAAUGUCCAAAGAACAUGGUGAUAGAUGGCAGGUCGGAAACAGAUGGACUGUCAACUGAUCAAGAAAGUAGUUGUGAAGUCUGUAUGAAGGAAACUUCUGAAGAAUCAUUCAAUAAAGCUUCAGGAGAAGCAGAAGAGGCUCAUUGCUAUCAGAAGCACCGUUCUGUUAGUCUGGGAUCAAUAAAAGAAUUCAACUUUGACAGUACAAAAAGAGAAGCUUCUGAUAAAAUCACCAUCAGGUCUGAAUGGUGGGCCAAUGAAAAAGUUACCGGGAAGGAAACUCAGCCUGGCAACAACUGGACCUUUUUCCCAAUGUUACGGCCAGAGGUUAGCUGACACUGAAACUAUGUGAAAUAUAACUCAAACCUCAGCUAGUCAGCUCAUAGUGCUAAAGCCUCUAACCUUUCAGAUUUUGAUCUGAAGGUUAUAACGUUUUCAAAGUACAGCUUCAGGAGUCUGGAGAUGGUCAACUGAUGGUCGACUAAUGGCCAAAAUUCAGAGGUCAGAAGACUAUUCUAAUUUCUUAUCACCCCAAAGGUUUUCCAGCCAGGGAAUAAUUUUUAGUGAUGAUAUUUUGGGUGCGUAAUGGAGCAUUCUUUUAGUAUUUUUAUACCCAAUGUUAUACCCAAAAAAAAAAAAAAAAGAAGGAUUCACAAAUGUGUUAUUAUUAUUUUUUCCGUUCCAAUGUGUAAUAAAUUAGAUUAUCUUUUUCAGCACCAAGAAAUCUGAAACUCAAUUGAUAGUGUAAUGAUUGUAGCAUACAAAUGUUUGGUAGGGCAAAGAUUACUGAAACAAUAUUAUUGUAUUCACUGAAACAUAAAAUGCAGCCAUUAUG